GGCCGACGUCGGAGGCGCGGGGCCUGGUCCCCCCGGCGGCGCCUCACCAUGGCCAAGACGGUGGCCUAUUUCUAUGACCCGGAUGUGGGCAACUUCCACUACGGGGCCGGUCAUCCCAUGAAACCCCACCGCCUGGCAUUGACCCACAGCCUAGUGCUACACUAUGGCCUCUACAAGAAGAUGAUCGUCUUCAAGCCAUACCAGGCCUCCCAGCACGAUAUGUGCCGCUUCCAUUCGGAGGAUUACAUUGACUUCCUGCAGCGCGUCAGUCCCAAUAACAUGCAGGGCUUCACCAAGAGCCUCAACGCCUUCAACGUCGGGGACGACUGCCCCGUGUUCCCCGGCCUCUUCGAGUUCUGUUCCCGUUACACCGGGGCUUCUCUCCAGGGAGCGACCCAGCUGAACAACAAGAUCUGUGACAUCGCCAUCAACUGGGCCGGCGGGCUGCACCACGCGAAGAAGUUUGAGGCCUCGGGCUUCUGCUAUGUCAACGACAUUGUGAUUGGCAUCCUGGAACUGCUGAAGUACCACCCGCGGGUCCUGUACAUCGACAUCGACAUCCACCACGGCGACGGCGUGCAGGAGGCCUUCUACUUGACGGACCGCGUCAUGACCGUCUCCUUCCACAAGUACGGGAACUACUUCUUCCCCGGCACGGGCGACAUGUACGAGGUCGGGGCGGAAAGCGGUCGCUACUACUGUCUCAAUGUGCCCCUGAGGGACGGCAUUGACGACCAGAGUUACAAGCACCUGUUCCAGCCUGUCAUCAACCAAGUGGUGGAUUUCUACCAGCCGACGUGCAUCGUGCUGCAGUGUGGAGCCGACUCCCUGGGAUGUGACCGGCUGGGCUGCUUCAACCUCAGCAUCCGUGGGCACGGGGAGUGCGUGGAAUACGUCAAGAGCUUCAACAUCCCCCUGCUGGUGCUGGGGGGAGGGGGCUACACCGUCCGCAAUGUCGCCCGCUGCUGGACUUAUGAGACGUCCCUGCUUGUGGAGGAGCCCAUCAGCGAGGAGCUGCCUUACAGUGAGUACUUCGAGUAUUUCGCCCCCGACUUCACGCUCCACCCGGAUGUCAGCACCCGCAUCGAGAACCAGAACUCACGCCAGUACCUCGACCAGAUCCGCCAGACCAUCUUCGAGAACCUGAAGAUGCUGAACCACGCGCCCAGCGUCCAGAUCCAUGACGUGCCCUCCGACCUGCUGAGCUUCGACCGGACGGACGAGCCGGACCCCGAAGAGCGGGGCCCCGAGGAGAACUACAGCAGGCCAGAGGCUUCCAACGAGUUCUACGACGGAGAUCACGACAACGACAAAGAGAGCGACGUGGAGAUCUGAGGGGCUGGCGGGCGGGCUAGCAGCCGGACCCCCGGUCCCCCAAGGCCUUGGAGCCAGGCUUGGGGAACCGUCUGGCCCUUGGCCGGGAGGCAGGGAGGGGGACGCGGGGUGGUUCCCUGACCUUCUGCACCCCCUCCCGCCUCUCCCUGACCCACCGUCUCCUUGAGGUGGAGGUCAAGGAACGCGGCAGCGGUCGACCUCGCCUCCCUUCCCUCCCACCUCCCAGGUCCUCCGAGUCCAGGGUCUGGGCAGGCUCCGAGGCCCUGGUUUUGACCUGGGCAGGCCCAGGCCCCUCUCCCAGAGCCGCAGGGGCUCAGCUGCGGGCAGAAGUGGGGCAGGUCGGUCGUGGGGGGAGCCCCGGGGUCCUGGCUCUGGCCUCGGUGGGCCGGGGGGAGCGGGCGGAGAGGUUCCCGAAGGCGACCGAGGUCCGGUGGGACCCUGGGGUUCCUUUUGGCUCCUUGGUCCCCCACACCCCUUUCCGGCUUGAGGAGAAGCGGACUCCUUGGGGAUGGGGAGAGGGGGCGGGUGGGGCUGAGUCUGUCCUCUCCCCUUCAACUUCCCCGCCACCUCCCUGCAGCUACAGACCCCUCGGCCUGACGUUCCCCUCUCCCUGCCCCUCUCUCCCUCCACCCCCUUUCCUGCAGGCCUGGGUUUCCUCCGCCCCUGGGUGGGGUCAGGCGGCCCUUGGUUGGGGGGAGGGAUGGGGGGGUGACCCCCUUCCCCUCUGGGUUAAUGUCCAUUUCACCACUUUUUAUCCAAUAAAGCGAGUCGGUAUUUUUCUUA
Molecule: messenger RNA, 2118 nt
Organism: Ornithorhynchus anatinus (platypus)
Lineage: Eukaryota; Metazoa; Chordata; Mammalia; Monotremata; Ornithorhynchidae
Gene: HDAC3
Product: histone deacetylase 3
Exons: 15
Coding region: 49-1335 (428 amino acids)
Molecular function (GO): histone deacetylase activity
Source: RefSeq, a predicted model, not a curated record